Molecule: messenger RNA, 1131 nt
Organism: Colletotrichum spaethianum
Lineage: Eukaryota; Fungi; Ascomycota; Sordariomycetes; Glomerellales; Glomerellaceae
Exons: 1
Coding region: 1-1131 (376 amino acids)
Source: RefSeq, a predicted model, not a curated record
AUGAAGCACCCGGCCAUUUUGAUCGAGAAUAUUGAAACGAUUACCGAUGUCCAGUGCUCUAACACCGGUGUUGUUCUCAAAUUCGGGUUGACCGAGGAUUACAAUACCUGCUUGAGUGGCUGGCCUUCGAAAGACUUCAUCAUCAUCACGAACCAUAACAACGGCUGCGACAGCGAGCACGAGCGCGGUAUCUAUAUUGUUCAGGGAUAUACAUUUGACAACGCCACGCUCACUGUCACAGCCUCAGCAACGAGGGCAGAGAUCCGCGACCAGAUGAACGAUGCUAUCAUCGACUUUCAACACAUUGGCACUGCUACCACAAAACGUGAUCUGUCCGGCACUAUCUCGGCUGACCUUUCGGGGUCCACCUUGAUUGCCACUGAUCCUUUAACCAUUGUUGCCAAUGAAGCGAGGUUAGAAAGCACCAUUGGUUUGGCGGGUCAUGUUCACUACAACUUCUGGGAGUUCAAGCUCAGCGAGUUUUACAUCGACCUAGACUACUCCUCAGCUUUGAACCUCAACAUUUCUGCUGCUGUCAGCGCCGAAUAUUCUACCAACCUGUACAAUUACAACCCUCUGUCUGUUUCCGUUUCAGCCUUCACUAUCCCCGGCAUUAUUGACGUCGGCCCUAUGGUUGACUUUAGCCUCGGUAUUGAGUUUGCUGCAUCCGGAACAGUGAAGGCUUCCGUUGACGUCGUCAGUACUAUCUCCGACGUCAACGUUCACCUCGACUUCCUCGACGCCAGUAAAACAUCAACUACCGGCUGGAAACCCCAGACCAACGUCACAACCGAUGUCAAUGCUCAAGUUGAACUUCAACUCAAUCCUUUCGCUGACCUGACCGUCGCUCUUGGUGUCAAGCUGUUCAACGGGCUGUUGGACAUGUCUGCGGGUGUUGAGGCUAAGCCCACGGUCGUAAACGUCUUUGCUUUGGACCUCGACUUUUCCUACACCAGCGCGAGUGGCGUCACCUUCACUAAGCCCACAGAGGACCAGUGCGUCAACGGUGCGUGGUUUGCUAGCAACUUCCACUUCGGUGUUGAGGCGUUCGUCACGCAGUUCUAUACCAAGACUUUGUACGAGGUUGAUGUGCCAAUCUACAAGUCUCAAUGCUGGAACUUUGCCAGUUAG